AUGUCUUUGAACAAAAGUUUAACUAACAAGCACCAUAUACAGGACUUACGCUACAACGUACCUGUUGUUGGACUUGGAACGCAAACUUUUUAUUUGGUUCACUCCUCGGCACUCAUCUCUAUAGUAUGUAGUUUUGUAUCGGUAGUUGUUACUCUUGUGUUAUCAUUCCGUUCUAAAUCUGCACGUACAUUUUUCAAAUCAUGGACAAAGUGUGAGCGUUUUGUAGUAUAUUUGGCUGUGUGCGAUGGGUUUUUCAACCUUAUUCACUUUAUGGAUCACUUUCAUAUGGCGCUAGCUGAAGACCAUGUUCAUCCAAUAGAACUGUGCGAAUACUAUGGCUUCAUCAUGUUCAUGUUUAUUUCCGCCCAAAUGUUACUAGUUUCUCUAAUUGCUAUAAACGCCUUUGCCCUAAUUAAGUUUGGUAAGAAGAUAGACCUUGGAAAGUAUGACUGGAAACUUCUAUCACUUACAUUUGGAUUUCCUUUUGUGGAAUGUCUAGGUAUAACCAUUGCACAUGAAAUGGGACCGACUGGCGUAUCUUGCGGAGUUGCAGGGGAAAUUUCACUUUUGUUUUUAUCUACUAUCCCAGUAUUGACUGUUUUGACACUAAACAGCAGUCUUUACUCACUCACGUGGUACAAGAUUCGGGCAGAAACAAAGAAACUGGCAGCUACUAUUGGUAACAAAGACGACAGAAAAGCUCUACAGUCCGCCAGGACGAUGUCUCUCUUUGUCUUUGUUUUCAUCAUUCAGUGGUGGGCAGCAGCAGUCUAUGGAACUUGGAAACAGUUUAAUGACAAUGUUCCUCUCGGAAUUAUUGUUCCUGCUGUGACAUUCUCUAAUAUAGGGGGCAUAUUAAAUGGAAUCGUUUUCUUAAUCAUGCGAAGAAAUAGGCAACGCCAAAUUAUACCAAAGACAACGGUUAUAACAGUCAAGAGCAGAAAAACAUGAACAAAUAUUUUUU
Messenger RNA from Saccostrea cuccullata (small rock oyster), 964 nucleotides. RefSeq lists its product as uncharacterized. NCBI's taxonomy places the organism in Eukaryota, Metazoa, Mollusca, Bivalvia, Ostreida, Ostreidae. Gene Ontology annotation, biological process: adenylate cyclase-activating G protein-coupled receptor signaling pathway. Gene Ontology annotation, molecular function: G protein-coupled receptor activity. Gene Ontology annotation, cellular component: plasma membrane. The record is from RefSeq and is a predicted model, not a curated record. The transcript has 3 exons. Bases 1 to 951 code for a protein of 316 amino acids.